Molecule: messenger RNA, 258 nt
Organism: Cladocopium goreaui
Lineage: Eukaryota; Dinophyceae; Suessiales; Symbiodiniaceae
Source: the annotation of a GenBank genome assembly
AUGUACGGCUACAAGAUUGGCAAAGAUCGUUUCGAAGCCAUGUGUGUUCUUUGGGCAUCAUGUGAACCUUUACCUGCUGCUUUCCUUGAAGCGAGCUUGAUCCAGCUCUUCCAAGGCCAAACUGGUCUGAAGAAUGAACGUCCUGGAGGUGAAACCGUUCCAAAGGACAGAGGUGAUGACAUGGAUGGCCCGUACUGUGUGUAUUUUGUUUUUAGGUCGUUUCAACGGCCACCAGAUAGGAAAACACCAAUGGCAUGA